UUAUCUCUUCCGCGUUGGCGACUCUGCAGGUGCUGUAAGUGUGUGUGUGUUUCUCCACGUCACUGUCUUUCUCUCCCGGUCUAGUGUCAUCACCCGAGUCUCCAACAGCUUUCUUUCACCGGAGACUCACCGCACACAGCGAUGUCAUUGCUGGACUCCGAUGACAGCUACGAUCUAGUCUUCAAAAUAGUUCUGGUUGGAGAUGUCGGUGUCGGCAAAACUUGUGUGGUGCAGCGGUUCAAAACCGGCAUCUUCAUCGAAAAACAGGGGAACACGAUCGGUGUGGACUUUACCAUGAAAACACUGGAGAUACACGGCAAAAGGGUGAAGUUACAGAUUUGGGACACAGCCGGACAGGAGCGGUUUCGCACCAUCACUCAGAGUUACUACCGCAGUGCUAACGGAGCCAUCAUCACAUAUGACAUCACCAAGAAAGCCACGUUUCUGUCAGUGCCCAAGUGGAUGGAGGAUGUGAAGAAGUACGGCGGCUCCAACAUCGUUCCUCUUUUAAUCGGUAAUAAAUGCGACCUGUCGGACUCUCGUGAGGUGCCGCUGGAGGACGCACAGACCAUGGCUCAUCAGCUGGAUUUUGUGAGCGCCAUCGAGACGUCAGCCAAAGACUCUAGUAAUGUGGACGAGGCCUUCAACAAAAUGGCCAGCGAGCUCAUUCUCCGGCACGGCGGACCCAUGUUCACCGAAAACGUGACCGACAGCUUUAAACUGACAGGCAAGGAUGUGGCGGGAGAGGGCUGGGGCUGCGGCUGCUGAUGGCUGGCUUCAGAAAGCAAUAACAGCUUUAGUUCUUCACCACUCGCUCAGAUAGAUAAAUCCCGCUACACUCAGAGCGUUUACAUGGACACCAAUGCUCUGAUUUGAAUACGAUUAAGAGGAUACUCUGAUUAAGAGUCCACCAAGUAAACAGAGAUAUUUGAUGACGUUAAUCUGACUAAAGUCAUAAUGGAACUAAACAGAAAGUGAGUUCAGACAUGUGGAGUCUUCCUGGUUUAGUGGCAUUAUUGAAGUGCAGCACAGAUGUGGAAACACCGCAAUCAAACUAUUACCGUCAUGUAGGACUUUUUGCCACGUUUUGCGACAGGAUAGUCCACACACACACACACACACACACGGCUGUCUGACAUUAUUAUCUGCACCUACUGAGUUAGUGAAGACCACAGAAACCUGUAUCGCAAAAUGCGGAUGCUUUUUCUCCCGUUCAGCGUGCGGUAUGAAGUCCCAUUAAAACUACACUCCUCCAGCAGUUCCUCACAUCUAAUAUCUCAUUUGUCAUGGGGGCAUGCAUGAAAUGUUCCUGAAUGAAAAUGAAAGUGCCAAACUGCAGUUAAAGUCCACAUAUUCAAAAUGAAACCCCUGAAAUUACAUGAAACUCUGGAGGAAACGUGGAUAGCGUGGUGACGCAGUGACGUUAUUCGAAUUAUGUGCGAUAACAUGUAUACAGGCUCAUGAAAGGAACAUUCAAAGAGCAGAUCAUGUAAACACCUUCAUCUUAUUAUUACCUUAUUCAGAUUAAGACAAAUAAUUUGAUUACUGAUGUCCAUGUAAACAUAGUCACUGUCUAGUGUCAAAUAAUUCAGUUACUGAUGUCCAUGUAAACGGCUCACUGAGGAUAUUACUGCAUUCGAUGGCUUGUAGAAGACUUCUGGAGCCCACAAAAACAAUGUGAAAACCUGGGGUAGAGACUAUCUUUAAAUGCCAAACGGUCAUUCAUUUUAUAAAUCAUUCAUAUUUUUCUUUUCGGCUUAGUCUCUUUACUAAUCAGGGGUCGCCACAGUGGAAUGAACCGCCAACUUAUCCAGCAUAUGUUUUACACAGCGGAUGUCCUUCCAGCUGCAACCCAGUACUGGGAAAUUUAUAAAUCAUAGCCAACCCAAAUUUAUAUUCAAUCAUCUUCAAAAAUUACUUCUAUCCAAAGCCUAAUAUAACCCUUUUAAUAGUAUUAUGAAUGUGAUUAAUAGUCCGGGAAGCUGGAGUGGGGUUCGAAAGGACAAAUAACAGCGCAUGGUGUCAACCACAGCCAAUCAGAGCACUCUUGAUGCUAAAUGUGCAGUAAUGUGUAGCAAGACUUUGGACCAAUGAGAUUUCAUGAGCAGGGCUUCUUAGUGCAGCGCCUUGGAAACGGUCACCAAGCUGUUGAGGUGACACACUCAGAAGCUCUUUACUGUAUGUUUUAAAUCUGUCCAGGAAAUAUAUUUAUAUUGUGUUCUUAAUUUGAUGUGAAUGAAAACGAGGCUGUGAGAGAUAUCGCUCAACAUCUCUGUAUGAUGGACACAGCAGUGAACCACACUGAGCUCUCUCACAAACCUUUCUGAAAUCAUAUUAUCAACAGGACACGGCUCAGAUCUUCAAGCUGUUCUGAACUGAUCAGACGGUCAUCAUAGACAAAACAUGUUAAUUCAUACUAGCAACAUGCUAAUCCAUGUGCUGAAACAUGUUAGCAGCAUAUUGAGCCAUGUUAGCCACAUUAAAACAGAAUAGAAACAUGUUAGCAAACAUGCUGUUCAUAUCAGCAGUCUGUUGACACUGUUAGAACAGUGUUAGCAUUAUGCUAGCCUUGUGUUAAACCAAGCUAGAAACAUGCAGACCUGUCAGUUUAUGAUAGCAGUGUCUCCUAGAAACAUGCUAAACAUUAGAAAUUGGCUAGCAACAUUUUAUUACAUGUUCAAUUUUAGAAACUGGUUAAUUCAUGAUUCUUACAGAAUCUCAAACAUGCUAGCAUCACACUAGCGUUUGCUAUGUGUUAAAACAUGUUAGCAACACAACAGGACAUGCUAGCCACAAACAUAACGAUAGAAAUGUUAGCGAACAUGCUCUUCAUGUUAGCAAUCUGUUAACCAUGUUGGCUAGAAACAUGUCAGUUCAUGCUAGCAGUGUCUGUUAGAAGCAUGCUAACCUAGUUUUAAAACGUUUGAAAGUUUCUAGCAACAUUUAAUUUCAUGUUAAAUUCCCUUGAACAUGUAAAACAUGCUAACAUCAUAAUUCAUGUUUGCUAUGCACUGAAACUUUAGCAACACAACAGGUCGUGCUAGCCACAAACAGAUUAAAAACAUGUUAGCAAACAUGGUCUUUAUGUUAGCAAUCUGUUAACCAUGUUAGCUAAAACAUGCAAACAUGUCAAGUUCAUACUAGCAGUUUAGCAUUGGAACAUACUAAUCUGGUUUUAAACAAUGCUAGAAGUGUGCUAGCAACAUUUUAUUUCAUGUUUAACAUUAGAAACAUGUUAAUUCAUGUCUGCAAAUGCUAGCAUCAUGCUAAUUCAUGUUAAGCUGCGGCCACACUGCACUUUUCUCCCCAUAGACUUCCAUUUGUACACAUGCGAAUGCGUCAGACCGGAAACGCAAGCUCGUGAGGCAGGUCUCGCAGUUCGCCGCAUUGGAAUCGUUCGAAAUCGCAUCACUUGACUGCUUGAGACAAAUCGAAGAUCAAAACAUGACCUCUCUGAACAGAAAUUUAAAACAUGGACCAAUCGCUCGCCCUUUUCAUGUCUAAUCAUCUUGUUAAAUCCCGCCCCUUUUCGCAGCGCCGUACGACAGUAUUUCGCAUGCUCAAACUCUAGUGUGACCGCAGCUUUAGGCGUGUGCUGAGAAAUGCUAAUAGCAUUGUAUUGCCUUACUUCAGCUGCGUUCAGCUGGUCUAGCCUGACUGAAGCUCCACUGCCACCUUCAUAAUCUUCCUAAUAACCGUUUCAGGAGCUUUUGUAAUGUUUUAGAUAUUCAAAUCAAUAUUCAAUAAGCUUUUGAGGCUGACAGACCGAUCACUUCCAUGAAGAACAUGUAUUUAGAGGUGAUCAUAAAUGCAUUCUCCUUUGGUGUUUCUGAUGGUGAUUGGAGCAGCCAUGAUCUGUAAGACAUCCUGCCGAUGUUUGCUUGCUGUAGGAAUUGAGUUAGCAGCAUUUCUAUUAUUACCGUAGUAAACUGAUGGCCAUCUGCAGUUUGAGAACUGAAUCUGUUUAAGCUUCACUUAAUCAUUAAGCUUCAUUCUCAGAUUAUAUCAUGUAAAUGCAGGUAAUCUGGCCAAUUUCAAAGACAAGUAGACCGCUUCUCCCUUUUUAAUUAGCAUUUAUUACUGAUGUCGCACGGGCAUUGAUAUAUUUUAUAUUGCAUUCAUUUAUAUACCACGAAGCCUCGUUAAAUUAUAACAGAAAUUAAACUACCAUUGUUUUAGAUGCUAACUAGUUUUUAUAAUAUUGUACCAUGUUUAAUUUGUGACAAGAUUGCACUGAAUUAGGGAAACUGCAUCCGUUUGAUCUCAGUCAGAGUAACCAGAGCCAUUGUAAAUGAAAUAGCGGAUAUUUAUAUUCUUCUGCAAUAUCUUGUUGAGGAUAAGAGCACAUUUUGGUACGUCUCGUAUAUCAUUGAUUGAUAUAGUAGAGUUUAAAUCAAGACGUGGUGGCCGACUGUAUGAAUGUGAAGUGAUUGGUUUGACAGAUCAGUAGUGUGGACAGAUUCAUUUGCUGUGGUGUUUCUGUUGGAUCGUUGCUGUAGUUUAAGCGUGAAUGACAGCAGUACUUACACUGCUGUCGUUUCUGAUGUACUUGAAGGUAAAUCAUACUGCAGGAGGGGUCUUGCCAGAAUUCAUAGUGCCUUAAAAACAGCUGUAAUGUUGGUGUCCUUUGUGUUUUUGUCAUGUGAUAUUACUAUGCAUUUUGAUGUUGAUGUUUUUAAAUCACAAUGUUUUAAUGGACAAUUUUUUGACAGACAUGAUCGAUUUGUAUUCUGUGUUAAAUUGUUAUUUAGUUAUUUUAUCAAUAAAGCAUUCACAACGUAA
This is a messenger RNA of Danio aesculapii, 4782 nucleotides long. RefSeq names its product RAB43, member RAS oncogene family (gene rab43). Lineage: Eukaryota; Metazoa; Chordata; Actinopteri; Cypriniformes; Danionidae. Gene Ontology annotation, molecular function: GTP binding; GTPase activity. Gene Ontology annotation, cellular component: trans-Golgi network. The record is from RefSeq and is a predicted model, not a curated record. The coding region runs from base 142 to 768 and encodes 208 amino acids. The transcript has 3 exons.